AUGGAAGGACAAUUAGAUUUAUCAUAUUUGGACCGUGAAGAUAUAGAUGAUGAUGUGGUCGGUGUAGACUUCAAUAUUAUCGCAUUGAUACGUCAACAAUUACAAAUAACGACUUCAUUGGCUGCAGUAACAAUGUUAUGCAUUGUUGCACACGCGUUGAGUAUCUUGAAUAUGUACUCUAGUGAUUCGAGUAGUGGUAGCAAUUACCUACCAGAUAGAGACCGUCGUAGGGAGCAAUUAAUGUCAUAUCUUGUGCAUACGGUUCGGUACCGUGACAUCAUUAGGAUGGGUCCAGAGGCAUUUGUUAAUUUGGUUGAGAGGCUAAGAUCAACCGGGUUAGUUAAGGAUGCCAUACAGUCGAUAGUGGAGCAACAAGUUGCUCAAUUUCUUCAUAUAAUUGGCCAUAAUGUUAGGAAUCGAAGUGUCGCAUUUUUCUUUCAUCGAUCUGGUUCGACGGUCAGCAGACACUUUCACAAUGUGUUGGAUGCUAUCUUAACUUUGGAAUCGGAAUUCCUAAUUCAACCCUCAGGAAAUGAGGUUCAUCCAUAUGUCUUGAACAACAAUCGAUUUUACCCGUACUUUAAGGAUUGUUUAGGGGCCAUAGACGGUACUCAUGUUCAUGUAAAGGUGCCCAGACUUCAAGCUCCAAGAUUUCGAGGAAGAAAAGAUUGGCCAACUCAAAAUGUUUUUGCGGCGUGUGAUUUUGACAUGAAAUUCACAUAUGUUCUUGCUGGGUGGGAAGGGACUGCAUCUGAUUCAAGAAUUUUAAAAAAUGCUCUUCAACGAGAUGAUCCGUUGGUUAUUCCCGAAGGAAAAUACUACCUCGGUGAUGCUGGAUUUAUGUUGAAAAGCACAAUUUUGACUCCAUAUAGAGGCGUACGAUAUCACAUUAAAGAAUAUACACGUAGAGGACCACAAAAUCCAAGGGAGUUGUUUAAUCAUAGACAUUCAUCGUUGCGAAAUGUUAUUGAAAGAACUUUUGGUGUCUUGAAAAAAAGAUUCCCUAUCAUUGGAAGUGGCACUGAACCACACUAUGGGUUGGAGACAAUGACCGACGUUGUAUUAGCUUGUUGUAUCUUACACAACUUCCUUCGUGGCGUGGAUAACGAUCAAGCAUUACUUGAUGAAGUUGAUCAUGAGUUGAAUGAAAGGGAAGACCAUCAUGUUUCAUCAUCUCAAGUUAGAGAAGAUGACCAUAGGAUUGGUAGUAGUAUCAGGGAUUCUAUAGCAGAUCAUAUGUGGCGAGAUUAUCAAAACUCGUAG
Molecule: messenger RNA, 1263 nt
Organism: Vigna angularis (adzuki bean)
Lineage: Eukaryota; Viridiplantae; Streptophyta; Magnoliopsida; Fabales; Fabaceae
Exons: 3
Coding region: 1-1263 (420 amino acids)
Source: RefSeq, a predicted model, not a curated record